ACAUUUAAUACAACAUCACUCCUUGUUUCUUGAAAUACUUUCUCCAUUUGGCUCUCAGAGCAGCUACACUUCUCAUCUGCUCACUAUUUCUUCUCAGUCUCCUGACAUUCAUUCAACAAAUAUGUAUUCCUCACCUGUAAUCCUAGCACUCCGGGAGGCUAUGGCAUGUGGAUUGCUUAAGCUCAGGAGUUCGAGACCUGAGCAAGAGUGAGAUCCUAUCUCUACUAAAACAAUAGAAAAUCUAGCUGGGAGUUAUGGCAAGUGCCUGUAGUCCCAGCUACUCAGGAGGCUGAGGCAAGAGAACAGCUCAAGUAGAAGAGUUUGAGGUUGCUAUGAUCUAGGACACCAUGGCACUCUAUUCAGGGUGACAGAGUGAGACUCUGUCUCAAAAAAAAAAAACAAAAAACCCAACCAAUAAAUAUGUAUUCUAUACCAGGACUUUUCUAAAUACAGAUAUUCCUGAACUUACAGUGGGCUUACAUGCCAAUAAACCUAUUGUAAAUUGAAAAUAUUGUAAGUCAAAAAGAUGUUUAGUACACCUAAUCGACAAACCAUCAUAUCUUAGCCUAGACUAUCUUAAAUGUGCUCAGAACACUUACAUUAGCUUACAAUUGGGCAAAAUCAUCUAACACGAAAUCUACUUUAUAAUAAACUGUUAAAUAUUUCAUGUACUUUGUUGAAUGUACUGGAAGUGAAAAACAGAAUGGUCGCAUAGGUACUAAAAGGAUAGUAUGUACUGAAUGCAUAUUACUUUCACACUAUAGUAAAGUCUAAAAAUCUUAAGUCAGGGUUUGUCUGUAUUAGAGAUUCAGCAGUGAACAAAACAGACAAAAAAUGCUUUCUAUCAUGAAACUACAUGCUUUUGUCUCUUUACCUUUUCUUUUACCUCCUCUCUCCUUGAGAUCUCACCCAGUAGCCUACAUGAUAGAAUUUUCUGCCCUACGGUUCUUGCUCUGGCCCUCCUCUGACAGGUAGGCCAGAAGACGAGGUGGCCAUGAGGCCAAAAGAUGUGCUGACACAGCCUAUGUAUUCUUUCUCAAGGCAUAAUGGUUGACUAUAAGACAGCUAUUUUUGGAUGAAGCUUGGACAUUCAGGCUGGAUGUCCACACCUAUCUUCAUAAAGCCUCUCAAAGUACAAAAAAGAAGCAGAGGUGGAAAGAUAACAGGUAUGGCCAAGAGCUAGUCCUGACUAGCUCCCCUCAAGAUGUUAUGUUAUGGCCCUGAACUCUAAGGAGUAUAGGAAUCCCAAAUUUAUACCUGGCCUUCUGGGUCAUCUUGAAGGUAAACUUCUCAAGGUAGAAUAGAACACAUUUUAUUUAACAGCUUAUUCUUUUUAUUUUAAAUGGUGUAUAGGUGUCCAGUAUUACACUUGCCCCUGGACUCCUGGAAUAUUAAGACCAGGUCUCUUUAGACCUGUUGUCUACCCCUAUUCAGACUUAUAUCCACCUGCCUAUGGACAUGAGGUAUAACCCCCUGGAACUUAAUAACCAUCUCACAUUUAACAUGGCAUAGAUCAGGGGUGUCCAACCUGUAGCCCAUGGGCUGCAUGAUGACUUUUUGAGGACUUAUUCUAUCUGUGAUGUCAGACAUCAUAAAAAGUAUGUUUUUGCUAAUUAGCUUUCAUUAGUGUUUGUGUAAUUAAGGUGUGGUCCAAACAAUUCUUAUUCUGCCAAUGUGCAGCAGAGAAAAAAGAGGUUGGACACUCCCGGUAUAGACAGACUCUUGAUUUUCUCCCCCACAUUCCUGCUCCAAUUUUUCCCACCUUUUAAAAUAGCCUACUGUUUGUUUUUGUUUUGUUUUUUCAGACGAUCUUAGUUUUUCGCACUGGGUUGAGUGCGAUGGCAUCACUGUACCUCACUGCAACUUCAAACUCUUGGGCUCAAGCCAUCCUCUUGCCUCAGCCUCCAGAAUAGUUGGGACUACAGGCACUAUCACAAAGCCCUACUAAUUUUUCUAUUUUUAGUAGAGAUAGGGUCUUAUUCCUGUUGAGGCUGGUCUCCAAUUCCUGAUCUCAAGAAAUCCACCCUCCUUAGCUUCCCAGAGUCUAGGAUUACAGGCGUGAGCCACUGUGCCAGCCUAUAUGCUCACUUUAAAAGAAAAAAAUUAGAAUAAAACUUUCUAAAAAUUUUAAUUAGAAAAUGUUUUCCUGAGUUAUUAAAGCUCUAUGAAAACUUUAAACAAAAUUAUAUGAAAACCAAUGAGAAUUAUAAUAACUUUUUUUCUACAAUUAAACAAAUACAUAUCUUUACACACUAAGGGCCCUUUUACUUAGAAGAAAAUCCACCUGUUCUAUCUUCCCCCUUUCUCCCUACUAUACUUGACUAGUCUUAAAAAACAUUAAUAAAGGGCGGCGCCUGUGGCUCAAAGGGGUAGGGUGCUGGUCCCAUAUGCCGGAGGUGGUGGGUUCAAACUCAGCCCUGGCCAAAAACUGCAAAAAAAUAAAAUAUAUAUUAAUAAAAUUAAUGAAAUUUUAAAAAGAAGAAAAUCCGGAACUUCACUAAAAAUCCGGUGGACGGUAUCUUUUGUACCUGCUACUCUCCCUCGACUCUCUGUGCUGUAGUCACGUCGGACUUCAGAAGGUCUACAUUCAAAUUUAUUCAUACUUUGAGGUCUUUAAAAGAAAUAGAAAUAUUUUUAUUUACUACAUUUGACAACUUAAAUGAAACCUUCCUAUCUAAAAUGAGCAGGUUUCAGGAACUUGUCACUAUUGUUUGUUCCUGCCAAUUUACUAGCUGUCUGUGUGACCUUUAACAGCUAGGUAAUCUCACAUCUGCAGGUACGGAUAGUUACCGCAGGGUAACUGUGAAGCUUAAACAAAAUAGCAUGUGUAUCGUUUUUAGCAUAGUCAGUGGUCACUGAAUGGGAGGUAUUGCAUUGUUCGUUAACUACCAUAAAGGCUCAGCUCAGCAAACAGUCGCUGACCCAGCCUGAAGGGAACCCACCACACCUCGGGAAAGGGCGAGCAGGGACGGCAAUGCAGCGCUGAGAAAACGAGGAAUGCCUUCUACGCCCAGCGUUAAGCAAGCAGUCUGAUACUCUGACGCAGUCAACCCGACCGUGAGAGAAAACCCGCCGCAGUUCAGGCUACGAGCCCGCCUUCUCCAACGAAGAGAAACAAGCGACACCGUCCCAAGUACUUCCGUUUGGGUGCGCCUGCCCUGCCCCGCCCCCCGCCUGCACUUUCGACAAAAUACGGAGUCUAGUAUUUCUCUCUGACGCCUUUAUAUUUUCUUCACUUCUUUCUCAUCCUGACCGAGUUUGAAAAUAAAAAUUAAUCUGCGAGGAAUUCGAGACACGCAUGGCUACAGAAAGAUCAGUGAAGCGGGAGUGGCGAAAGUGCGCAGCGGAAGCACCGCUCGCCUUCUCUUCUCUGUCCGGAAGUCGCUGAGUAUAAAUGAGUCCCAAAGCCGGCGGCCUCUGCUAUUGUCACGCGCUGGGCCACCGGGUACAUGUGGAGGAUUCCAGGUGCCCGCGCAGCGCUUCGUGGAGUCCGGACAGCGGUGGAGCAGCGCAGCCGAACCGACAAGGCGACUGAGGCGGCGGCGGGUGCGAUGGAGCGCGCUGUGGUGCGCUGUGUGCCGUCGGAGCCCAAGCUGAGCCUGUCGUUCGCGCUGGCCGACGGCAGCCACAAGAACAUGCAGCGCGACCAGAGCGAGCCUCUGGGUCGGGCCCUCAGCCGGAUCGCUACGAACGCCCUCAAGGGCCACGCUAAGGCGGCGGCCGCCAAGAAGAGCAGGAAAAAUCGGCCGAACUCGAGCGGCGGUGCAGCCUGUGCUGGGCCUGGGCCCGAGUCGGCUGCAGCCUGCGAGCCCGUGGUGAAGCUGUACUACCGGGAGGAAGCCGUGGCUGACGACGUGCUCAAUGUGGACGCUUGGCAGGACGGCGCGGUGCUGCAGAUAGGCGAUGUCAAGUACAAGGUGGAGCGCAAUCCACCCGCCUUCACCGACCUCCAAUUGCCGCGCUACAUCAUGGCGGGCUUCCCAGUGUGCCCCAAGCUCAGCCUCGAAUUUGGGGAUCCCGCCGGCUCCCUCUUCCGCUGGUACAAGGAAGCCAAGCUCGGAGCGGUGGAGCCUGAGGUCGGUGGCCCCUCGUCAUUGUCUCCCUCCACGCCCUCUUCUACUUGGACGGAGAUAGGUGUGGACGAGCGCGUCUACACCCCGUCCAAUGCCGACGUCGGGUUACGGCUCAAGCUUCAUUGCACCCCAGGCAAUGGGCAGCGCUUCGGGCCGAGCCGGGAGAUAGAAAGUGUGUGUCCGGUGGAGGCUGGACCAGGCACCUGCACUUUUGACCAUCGGCAUCUCUACACUAAGAAGGUGACAGAGGACGCUCUUAUCCGCACUGUCUCCUACAACAUCCUGGCAGACACGUAUGCUCAGACUGAGUUUUCGCGGACGGUCUUGUACCCAUACUGUGCUCCCUAUGCUCUGGAAGUCGACUACCGCCAGAACCUUAUCCAGAAGGAACUCACGGGCUACAAUGCCGACGUCAUCUGUUUGCAGGAAGUUGACCGCACUGUGUUUUCUGACAGCUUGGCGCCCGCCCUUGAGGCCUUCGGGCUCGAGGGCGUUUUUCGAAUCAAGCAGCACGAAGGCCUGGCUACUUUCUACCGAAAGUCUAAGUUCACCCUCCUUAGCCAGCAUGACAUUGCUUUCCAUGAGGCCCUGGAAUCCGACCCCCUUCACAAAGAACUGCUGGAGAAACUAGUUUUGUACCCAUGGGCGCAGGAGAGAGUACUGCAGAGAUCUUCUGUUCUUCAGGUUUCAGUUCUUCAGUCUACAAAGGACUCCUCUAAAAAGAUAUGUGUCGCUAAUACUCAUCUUUACUGGCAUCCAAAAGGUGGGUACAUUCGUCUCAUUCAAAUGGCAAUAGCUUUGGCUCACAUUAGACAUGUCUCAUGUGAUCUGUAUCCUGGCAUACCAGUUAUAUUUUGUGGGGACUUUAAUAGUACGCCAUCAACAGGAAUGUAUCAUUUUGUCAUCAAUGGAAGCAUUCCAGAGGAUCAUGAAGACUGGUCUUCCAAUGGGGAAGAAGAAAGAUGCAACAUGUCUCUUACUCAUUUCUUCAAACUGAAAAGUGCUUGUGGUGAACCUGCUUACACAAAUUAUGUUGGUGGCUUUCAUGGAUGUCUAGAUUACAUUUUCAUUGACUUCAAUGCUUUAGAGGUUGAGCAGGUGAUUCCAUUACCUAGUCAUGAAGAAGUUACCACUCACCAGGCCUUACCUAGUGUUUCCCAUCCCUCUGAUCACAUAGCACUUGUAUGUGAUUUAAAAUGGAAAUAGACUUGGGUUUAAUGGAAGUUGUUUAGACCUGAAAAAGAAGUUAGUUACUUAGCAGAAAAUUUAAUGUGUAAACUUAUGUAACUUUCAAAGAGGAAAACUAGACACUAAGGUAAAAUGUUCAUACCCUACUAGUUAUGCUCCAGAUGUUUUCAUUAUGAAACUGUUCAUAAUGUUUGUAUCAUAGUUUCUCUUUGCUUUUUUCCCCCCUACACAUGGAGGAAGUAUUUAUGAAUAGCAAGAAGAAAACUGAAUUAUGGUGUACAUUUUUGUAAGUGUUUUUUAGCUAGUAAUUAAGAAUUUUUUAAGUACCAUUUGAAUGAUCAUAUUUUUCUUUCAUAACAUACAUUCCAAAUUGAAUCAUGUUUAUAUAAUUAGAGGAAAAUGCAUGUAAGUUAAGGUGAGAGACCUAUGUCCUAAAACAUGGAAUGAAUAUUAGGGUUCACCUCUACCUCAAUUUGGUUAGCAAUUUACUACAGUUUUAGAGCUUUAACAAAAGAGUAAAAUAUACUGUCACUUGUUAUUGCUGCUUAUCCUUCAUUUUUCAACUAACAAGGUAUUUUCAUUCUCUGAUUUUUAGGAUUUUAGUUUUAGUGUAUAGUACAAAUGGACAUAAUUUAUAUUCUCAUUCGUAAUGGAGGUCAUUUUAAUUUUUAGGAUGCAAGCACAAUUUAGUAUUGAAAGUGAAUAGCAACAUUCAACUUGAUCCCAUUGUCAUUAAUUAGUCUUGCCCAUGAAAUAAGUCACCGGGGUAUUUGACCAAAUAUUAGUGCACAACACAUUACUUUAUGAGAAACUACCUAAAAUAAGGCUUGAAAUUUUGGGUGAAGCAUUGAGCAUUUCUGUGCUAGAAAUAUUUUCAAAAUUGAUUUUUAUAAACAUGAAAAAAGGGGACUAAUGAGACUUCUGAGCAUUUCUGAUAUAAACUAUUCUUUAUAGACUUGAGCAUUAUAGUUUGAGUUACAGGAUGACAUUAUGUGUGUGUAUAUAUAUAAUAUAUGUAUUAUAAAAAAUUUUAAAUAUAAAACCAAAUUCUUUUUAAAAUUAGAAAUUACAGGUAGUUGUACUGAUUAGUGUCUAGCCAAGAGUGAUAACUGAUCUUUGGUAACUCAAUUAUCACCAUGCAUUUUUUAUAAUGCUUUUGCUAUUCCUUUUUUGAUGUUCAGGAUAACAUUGAUAUUUCUGCAUUUAAUUUCUAGCUCAGGUGUUGAAAGCCCAAGAACUAUGAUUUUCUUCAGUGAUUAAAACCCUCAUUUCAAAUUCUUUAAUCUCUGAACCCAAUACCCUAAUAGUUAUCUUCUUUUGAUAAAGUACCAGUAGUCUAUACUUUCACAUUCUAUACCAUCAAAUGUAUUAACUCUUAGUAUGUUUGAGAAUGAAAGGGUUUUUCCCUAUAUAUCAGAUCAAAUCUUGAAGUUCUUAAAAUUACUUGAAGGGAAAAUUUAAGUGGCCAUUUCUUGGGAUCUUGCUUAGGAAAAGUUGAAUAAAAAAAUGAUGCUACUGAAUUGUGCCUUCCUAAAUAACAUUUUUGAGAACAAUUUUAAAUAUUAAAACUAAAAUCCAGGUUUUUUUGCAAAAUAUAUUUUCUUUUUAAAAUUUUUUUUGGUCUGCUUUUAAACAAAUGCAUUGACACCACCCUUACAGUAACUUGGAAGAAAAAGUUUCCCAGCAAAACACUGAAAAGCAUUUUGAAAGAAAAAAUUGUAAUGUGGGAUAAUUACUCAUGCUCAUGUUAGCACUAUGACUAGCUAGAUUAAGCUCUAGUCAUAAAAACUAAGCGCUUAUCAAAUAUUCCAUGUUCUUGGCUCAUACCUGUAAUCUCGGCACUCUGGGAGGCCAAUGCUGGUGGAUUGCUUGAGCUCAUGGGUUGGAGACCAGGCUGAGCAAGAGCGAGACUCCAUCUCUAAAAAAAUAGCCAGACAUUGUGGCAGGUGGCUGUAGUCCUAGCUACUCAGGAGGCUGAGGCAAGAAGAUUACUUGAGCUCAAGAGUUUGAGGUUGCUGUGAGCUAUGACGCUACAGCACUCUAACAAGGAUGACAAGUGAGAUUCUAUCUCAAAAAAAAAAAUAAAAUUCCGUGUCCAAAUCCUUAAAUUUGAUUUUUGCUGAUAAGACAUUAUAGUCAGAUUAUACUAUUUCUGAGUAUUAGGAUGGAGAAUGUUAUUGUAAAGUACCAUAUAUUCUGGUCAAAUCUCCAGGAUACAGAUAUAGAAUGAUUGGCGUCCAAAAGUAGGGAAUACUAACAAAAUGUAUACAUACCAUACCCAUAUUUCCUUACACUCAUGAGUUAGAAUAAAGUAUUAUUCAAAAUGUUUGUGUUUAAACCUACCUUUAUGAUUGCAUUUUUCUAUUACAUUUGGAUCCUUUAGUACAUUUAAUAAAAUAUGGGAAGGCUAGGAACUUUUUUUUUUUUUGGUGGAGACAAGGUCUCACUACUGUCCUCCCACCACCUCAGCUUCACUUCAGCUUUCUAAAAUGCUGGGAUUAUAGGUGUGUGCCACCACACUUGGCGUUAUUUUUUAUGAUAGCUCACAUUUUAUGAUGUCACAAGUUUUUGCUGUAGGAAUUAACGUUCCAUAAUUUUACAUUGAUUAUAAAUAAAAAUAUUUCAGAACAUGUUCUGUUAAAAUGAACUCUUGUACAGUUGCCAACUAUAGAUAGAAAAGGUAUGUGCUGAUAAUUCAUAAUUCAUUAGCAAAUCAUUUCUGAUUGUAAUGUGCAUUCUUUUUAAAAUUCUGAAUACUAAAAUUGGUUUAAAAUUUCUAAGAAUUUCACUGGUUGGUGAUUUUUCUGAGAGUGGUAAGAUCUGAUCAGAAUGUGCUGGUUUCAGCUUAGAGAUCUUGGAGAAGCAUAAGAAAAAGGUCAAAGAAUACUAUUGUGGUAAAAUCUCUCUGGUGCAAAUUGACAUCUUUAGAUCUCAUAUUCUGUAGCUAUGAAGUAAAAGCAGAAUUUCCCUAUAAAUUAGUUUCAUUGGGAUAAAUCCAAGAUUCACAUAUAAUGAAAUAUAAAAUUCUGCCACCUGUAAUCCUAGCACUUCGGGAGGCUGAGUUGGGUGGGUUGCCUGAGCUCAGGAGUUACAGAGCAGCCUGAGCAAGAGCAAGACCCUGUCUCUACUAAAAAUAGAAAAAUUAGCUGGACAUUAUGGUGGGCAUCUGUAGUCCCAGCUACUCAAAAGGCUGAGGCAGGAGUAUUGAUUGAGCCCGAGAAUUUGAGGUUGCUGGCACUCCUACCUAGGGCAAUAGAGAAAUAUGCUGUCUCCAAAAAAAGAAAAAAUUCACCAUUACUAUGAUAGACCCACAUGACAACUUACUAAGGAAAAUCUUUCCUCUGAAAUAUGGUCAACACUAAUUUUCUCAACACAAUUCAAAAUAUUUACAUGCUUUGAACAUUUUACUAUUAAUAAUUUGGUCAAUAGAUUUCAUUUUGGGGAAAGAAACAAUUUUAAGAGCUUUAAGUGAUGGGGAUGAUAUUCAAGAUCUGUGCUCCCACUUUAAUAUUGAAGAUAAUAGAGCUGUUUUAACGGGUGAUUUUUAAAAUUGAGCUAAAAUUCACAUAAGAUUAACCAUUUUAAAGUGUAUAAUUCAAUUGCAUUUAGUACAUUUACAAUGUAAUCUGGUUCCAAAACAAUUUCAUUGCCUCAAAACGUUCUCAUUACUAUACCCUGUACCCAUUAGGCAGUCGCUCCCUAUUCCCUCCAUCUCCCCACUCCUGGCAAGUGCUAGUUUGCUUUCUGCCUUUAAAUAUACCUGUGACCCAUUAUGCCUCUAUAGAUUUCACUAUUUUAAGUAUUUGAUAUAAAUGGAAUCAUAUAAUAUAGGAGCUUUACUGUCUUGCUUCUUUCACUUAGGAUUUCAGGGUUCAUCCAUGUUAUAUGUAUCAGUACUUCAUCUCUUUUUAUGACUUAAUAACACUCCACUGCAGUGAAAUACCACUUUCAUUGGAAUUUUUUGGCUGUUGUGACUCACAAUGCUACGAAUGUUUAUAUAAAGUUUUUGUUUCAACAUCUGUUUGCAGUUCUUUGAAUUAUAUACCUAAUAGUAGGAUGCUGGGUUAUACGGUAAUUCUGUUUAACUUUUUGGGAAGCUGC
Molecule: messenger RNA, 9362 nt
Organism: Nycticebus coucang (slow loris)
Lineage: Eukaryota; Metazoa; Chordata; Mammalia; Primates; Lorisidae
Gene: PDE12
Product: phosphodiesterase 12
Exons: 3
Coding region: 3450-5279 (609 amino acids)
Biological process (GO): nuclear-transcribed mRNA catabolic process, deadenylation-dependent decay
Cellular component (GO): mitochondrion
Molecular function (GO): 3'-5'-RNA exonuclease activity
Source: RefSeq, a predicted model, not a curated record